Molecule: messenger RNA, 630 nt
Organism: Pteronotus mesoamericanus
Lineage: Eukaryota; Metazoa; Chordata; Mammalia; Chiroptera; Mormoopidae
Gene: CUNH19orf85
Product: chromosome unknown C19orf85 homolog
Exons: 2
Coding region: 1-630 (209 amino acids)
Source: RefSeq, a predicted model, not a curated record
AUGCACCCCGGGGCCCCCACAGCCCCUGCGGUCUCGGAGCCCAGCCCCCGCGAGCUGUGUGCUUUUGUGAGCGGGGCAGCUGCCCACGUGCUACGCACUCUGCACCCCCGGCGGACCCGGCCCCCCAAAAGGAGGCCCAACCACAGGAGGUUCCUUCACAACCAGAUCUGCAGGCAGUUUGCCAAGAUCGAGGCCGCCACCCAGCGCCUGGCCCUGUCCAUCCUGUCCCAGGAGGCUCCUCCCCAGAGACCUUCGCCCCCAAGACCAGCCCAGCCACCUCCAUCCCCCUUCCUGGGGGUGGCCCAUGCUGUGGCCCCCGCCGAGGCAGCCCAUGCAGGCCCCAGCCUGAGCCUCGCUGCACUGGACGCCUCCCCCCUGGACCUCUUUGAUGACAUCGCGCUCACCCCAGAACCUCCCUCAGGGCUGUAUGACCUGCCCCAUGAUGCCGCAGGCCGGCCAGGCCUCAGGCAGACCCAACAUCCCUGUGGCCCUCUGCCCCUGACGCUGCAUGCCCUGGGGGAAGGGGAAGAGCUCCUGGCUCCUGAGGAGGGCUGGGGGGGCAGGAGGGAGACGCCUUGUGCCCACCAUUCUCAGGGGAUCCCCGAGGGCUGGGGAACCUGCUUCCCAUGA